Messenger RNA from Trametes versicolor FP-101664 SS1, 1035 nucleotides. RefSeq lists its product as uncharacterized. The record is from RefSeq and is a predicted model, not a curated record. Bases 1 to 1035 code for a protein of 344 amino acids. The transcript is spliced from 5 exons. NCBI's taxonomy places the organism in Eukaryota, Fungi, Basidiomycota, Agaricomycetes, Polyporales, Polyporaceae.
AUGCACCCCGCAGCCGGGACGGCCUACAAUGACUCAUUCGACGAUCACCUCGCCGAGGCCUGCGUCGCUAUGGUGACUACCCUCGGUGUCCUAAAGGUGAAGAGGGGCCUUACGGAGUGUGAGGCAGCGUUCAAAGCGAGCGAUGGGAUUUUCGUUAGUGCGGACGAGGAUAUCAAACCACUUCCGGCAGUAACGGAAGACUUGACGCAGGCAAAGAAGUGUUCUAAGAAGGCUGGACCUACCAAAGGGAAAGACAAGGCUACCGCGUCCUCCGUGAAGACGGAGGACGGCGGCAUCGCGUUGGGGCAGGCAAAAGGCGACAAGAAGGCGAAGACGACAAGCGGAGUCGAAGUUAAGCUAGAGCAAAUCGCGGCGGCUGCGACAGCCCCGGCUUCGGUUACGAAGAAGCCGAGGAAAAAGGGAACGGUCAAGGGCGCUGCUGCGCCUGAAGAGAGCGCGACUGAUCCGGUACCAGCUGCGGGCUCGGGCAAGAAGAGGAGGACGAAGGGGCGUAAAGCUGGUGCGACGCCGACGGACAAGGACGUUGCAUUGCCAAAUUCAAGCCCGGCCGACGGGAUUCCCGCAGCAACCGCCCCAGUGCACGCAUUGCUUUCCCACACGUCCUCGUUGCAGAAGCGCGACAGCUACAAGGGGAUCAAGCAUCCGCCGCGUACGUGUUCGUACGUACCGGACCACCUGCAGGCGCUCGGGUCGGUGCGGUGGGACGCGGACGGUUUCGAAUGCAUGGAGCUGAGCGCACUGCCGUGGCUGGCGGGCACGGCACAGCACGGUCAUGGUGAAGUACGGAUCACCCAUCCCGACGAGCCCGAGGCAGCGAUCGUGAGGGGAUACGAAAUGAUUUUCGUUCCGGAGGUGCCAGACCUAUUCCUCAUGAACGAGGAGGAUGUACGGGUCCGGCUGUACGCACAGGGGCCGCUUCCUGCGUCGUUCCUGGAAGGCCUGGGAAGGGCAGUGUCUAUACGACGGAGCGUUAGCGUUGGGGAUGUCGGGACAGACGGGGUGGCGGGUGCCUAG